This is a messenger RNA of Ostertagia ostertagi, 228 nucleotides long. Lineage: Eukaryota; Metazoa; Nematoda; Chromadorea; Rhabditida; Trichostrongylidae. The record is from the annotation of a GenBank genome assembly.
AUGUUUUGGCAAGUUCUUCUCGUGAUCGCUGUACCGCUUGUGCUGUGGUGGAGAUUUUCAAGGAAACGAACAGUCAUAUUGCAUGGAAAGGUCCAUCCGAGCUUCGAACAUGUUCGCGAGAAAUUCAGCGCUAUGAUACAACAAGACAACGAAGGCGCUGCGCUGGCAGUCCUCCACCGAGGAAAAGUUGUUGUUCAUUUGUUCGGAGGUUAUGCUAACAGGUAUCAG